Molecule: messenger RNA, 11069 nt
Organism: Apis laboriosa (Himalayan honeybee)
Lineage: Eukaryota; Metazoa; Arthropoda; Insecta; Hymenoptera; Apidae
Gene: unc80
Product: protein unc-80 homolog
Exons: 52
Coding region: 429-10841 (3470 amino acids)
Biological process (GO): monoatomic cation homeostasis
Cellular component (GO): axon; cation channel complex
Molecular function (GO): monoatomic cation channel activity
Source: RefSeq, a predicted model, not a curated record
ACAGGGCCUGGAAGCAACGAGAGCAAUUGUGUCACUAGGCCGUGUGCGUGUGGCCACGUGAUUUCCUUUCGUUGCACGGUGCUGCUCUCCCCAUCUCCGCAACACCAAUCGUGCCAGAUCCGGCCAGAUCCCUCCAAUCCCUCCUCGUGGAGAGGAUCUUCGAUAGUGCGCGAUAUCUUUCUUGGCGAUUUCUUCCUCUUCCCCUACCCUUCCUCCCUCGUAAAGGUGUGUGCUCGCUAUACCAACCCCCGCUAUUGCUUCUUUAUAUCUCGAAUACACGUAGGUGCGUAGCAACGAAGCAGCAAACGUAGCGGCUCUCGAAACGGGUGAGCCUAACGUGCGUUUAGAGUAACACGAAAAGAACGGCUGAUGUCGCUGGGAAGUGAACGGGAGAGUAUUUGCUAUUCUCAGACGUUUCUACCGAAAACAUGCACAAACGUCGAUCCCUCGAUGGAAACAUACAGGAACAGGCUUUGCCCAUCCCUGUUCAGAUGUUCCUUUGGAGACAGUUGAGGCCAUUCAUUCGUGCGAAACUUGGCAAACUUCACGAGGCAUCCUGCACGUUCUGUCAACACGCGCCAGGCCAUCAUGAGACCAAAGAAGCUUGUACGUCUCUGGAGAAGGUGUUAGUUCAGAAUCUUCACAAUGAUUUAACACGCUCUUUGAGCCUGAUAUUGGGCACGGUGCCACGAUGGCGUUUGAUACAAGCGGCUCUUCCCUACGUUCUCCAUGCCACGGCCAAUCUUCUGCACAAUAGGAAGGAUUUUCAAACUCUCGGCGCAAUGGAGACGACUCUGCUUUACAUCCUUCACUGGAUACUACUCGAUGCUGCUGAAGAAUGCGCCGAGACCGACGCCGACCCUGGGAAUCCCUUUUACUAUCUCUUUUCCAUACCCACUAUGAGCUUAUUUGUCUAUCUUUUCGCACCGCUGUGCAAUCAUCUAAAAGAUAUCGAUUUUAAAACGAAUCUACGAUUGGAGAACGGAUUAAAAAUAUGGUCAGCUAUGUACGAAUGCCGCCACCCGGAUACACCUUGCUUCACCACACACUGUCGGAUUAAACCGCAAGCUUUGUGGAGCCGAUCUUUCAAGACUUACAAGCAGCAUCAAAUGUCCGAUGACGUGUUUGUCGGAAGAAAUAUUGAAAGUCCACCCAGUCAAUCCGUCAGCGCAUUUUCCGAUCAAAGUUCGGACAAACCGUCAGCCAAACAAUUGGACGAAGACAAUAUUUGGGUAUCAUCGCCAAAGGAUACCGUGUUUCCAGAAACCAUUCCCGAGGAGAGCUCUGGUACCGAAGACGAACACGUAAUGAUCUUCAGGUUACCAUCCCUCAGCGAAUCGGAGAAAGCACUUGACGGGGGUGAAGCUAGUAUAUUUCACGUAGCGAUGGGCAGGACUACAGGUUUCUCCAAAUUAAGAAUAGAACAAGUCACAGCAAUUUCAGCACUGGACACCAGACAAUAUCAAGAAAAAUCAUCGAGUAUCGGAGGUCUAGAGAGGGAGAAAGAAGAUCAGAAAAUGGAGAAAGAAACGGUAGAUGGAUCGAAAACAAAAGGAUCUCUGACUCAACGAGGUCCUGGUGAUUCGAGCAUCGGAGGAUUAACGAGCAGUUGCCCUGCUAUCGAUGCAGACGUUCGAGCCGCUACUUUUCUCGACGUGGCUGUGCUUAGGUGCCUUUUUGUUCCUCAAUGGCAGGAGGAAGGUGUACACUGGGCUCUACAAUUUUUAUACCAUAGAUUACGCAUGAUAAACGAAGAGACAUCUGUACAACAAAUGCCACGUCGACGUAGUAAUUCUUUACCUAUACCUAAGAUAGAAGUUUCGAUUUAUCAAAGUCCUGAAAAUAAGAAGAAGGACGUGUCGAAAGAUUUCAUGGAAGUGCCGGAAGUUCGAGAUGUUUCCUUGCUGACUGGCCAUGAUGGCGACACGAGUCAUACAAGGCGAGCCAGUGAGAAAUCGAAAAAGAGAAUGAAAAUGGCUGACCUUAAAGCAUUUGUUGAGACAAAGUUAUUAUCAAAAUCCGAAAAGGCACUUGAAAAAAUUGGCCAGGAGGAUUCGAAAAUGCUAUUUGACCAGGAGAGCCAUAGGAGCCUCGACACAGGGGAUGAUAAUUUAACGAGACCGACUUCCACGAUGUCGAAAAUUUUUGAGGCGAAGGACGUCGAUCACAUGAAACAUCCAACGAAUCUAAUAAAAGGAAAAAGCAUGCCAAGUUUAAGCUGCUUGAUUAACGAGCUGACCGCGGGAGGGUACAUUGGCGAUACUCGAAUAGAGAGGAAACAAAGUCGAUUUUACAGUCAAUCGUAUACAGCACCGAACCCCAUCAUCACAGUUACGGAGCACACGCCUACUCCUUCCCCAGACUUCAUGAAACGACAGGGUUCGAUCGACAGUCAAUUAGACGUGAUUAGUAUGCACGGUAGUCGUUUAGAUUCCGAGAGGAAACCCAGUCUAACACGAUCUCAAACGGACUCCAACAUCACUUACGCGAGCGACGAAAUACCAGAAGCGCCUGGCUCUUGUUGCUAUAUCACCAAGGAGGGAGACAUCGAUCUUCAAGUUGUUCUAAAAGCAGUGCACUCGGUCGCCUUGCGGGACAAUAAUUGUUGCACCUUAAGGGUGUGCGAGAACAUUUUAAAUCUGGUCGAACUUUUGAUAGAUAUGGGCGUGAUGAAACAGUGUCUUCGAGACGAAAUUACUGGCAGUAUAGCAGAAUCAGCGACAGCUGUAGAAAGAGCGGAGGCAGGGAAGAAGAAGGAGUCUCCGGAGAACGAGCAGGAGUAUCGACAGGACAAUCUCUCAGAGUCCAAAGUCUCGUCCCACAAUCUUCUGAUGAACUGCGUGAUCAGGGUGGUUAAGCAUCUUGGUUGUCCCCACAACUGCUCGGAAGGUAUACGCGGGCAACAAGCCGAUUUUUGCCGAUCCCAGGCGCAAACCAUCCUUAUGAAAUUGCAUCGGGCCAGCUCGAAGCAGUUCUCCCGAUUCCUGAGAUCGAUGGUGCGAGAGCAACCUAUACCCGAGGUUCUGGAAUUCUUUCACGCGUUGGUCGGAUUCUGCGUGGAUCCAAAUCAGAAACGAGGGUCGAGCAAGUCGCCCGAGAUCUCAGGAUCUCAGGGUGGCUACGCGACAAAUUUCGGGGCCAAUCUCAUGGGUGGCGGGGGUGGAGGGACCGGAAGUUCCUCCGCGACGCCUGGCACCGUGAUGGGUGCCGUGGUCGCCGCGAGCGGCGCUGGUGGCGCAUCUUACGGAUCGGUCAGCCAUGGGGCGCGAGGCAUAGAGGGUCACGUUUUCAACUACGUGUUCAAGGCGUUGGUCACGCGUUUCGUGAAGUCGUUGAAAGAGUUGAAGUCGCAGGAGAACGUGUGCCUGUACUGCGACGUUCGACAGUUCAUGUCGUACGUGAAGGAGGUGCAUGGGGGCGCUUUUCGUAGAGUGGCUUUGAGCGGGAUCCUGGACUCGGCCGACAGGCCCAACAAGAGGUGCAACAGCAACGUUCAAACGACUCGCGUGAUUAGACACAUGCAUCAAUCGGAUUUAGAGGAGCACGCUGAUAUCGGAGGGGAUACGUGUUACACUAUGGACGACAGAGGGACACGAAAGUAUUUUCUCAAAAAGAGGAGUACAUCCUCCACGUGUGCGAGCCUUCUUGAGACGGAACUGAGCGAGGAGAACGCGAAGAUCAGCCAGAGCCCCUUAGGAAAUUUGAGGAAGAAACAUCACAUACUCACGCCACGACAAAGCGAACGAAAUUUAGGGAUAGAGGCUAUGAGUUCUGGGAAAAUUCGAAAAUCAACUCGCUUUCAAAUCGGUGGCAUAGUCAAUUGGUUUCGAAAGGAAUAUGGUAGAACUGAUUCUACAGAUAGUCACGAAAGCAGCGAAUCGCCAACAGAUGGCAGUUUCGUUAGGCAAUCCAGUUUUCAUUACGGCCAUCAUCGUAAUGCGUCUAGAUCCGGACGUGGAGUCGGCCUAACUUUCCAAAAAGCGAAACGUCGAAUGGAGGAUCAGUUGAACAAGAUCGGUUUCGGAAAAAGUAAGAAGAAGGAGAGUUUAGAGGAUGCGCCAGGAAGUUAUUUCAGCAGAAGGAAUUCGAUGGAAUUCGGCGAAGCUUCCAGGGAAUCAGAGUUCGUGGUAUUGAAAGAGAGAAGACUGGUGCCCCGCAAUGCCGUCUACGAUGGAAUGCUAAGAUUCUCAUUCUUACUGGAGACAUGCCAACCGGGUUCGGUUCCUGAUCACUAUCUAAUGGCAGCGAUCUUAGAUCUUCCUUAUGCACCAGUGGUGGCGCGAGCGUCUCUCCUAUUAGAGUGCGCCCAUUUUGUUCACAUGUGUAACAAGGGGCAAUGGCCCACUUGGAUGAAAAUGAACUUGCCUAUGUUUCGGCCCUCGGUCCCAAUUAACAAUCGGAGUACAUCUAUAUCGAGAAUCCACAUGCUUCAACGUACAGCUGGAAAAUUGUUUUACCAAUGGGCAGAGGCAAUUGGAGCAAGAUUGGAAGAAUUAUUGUUGGAAGACAAGCAAAACUUUGAUCAAGUGAUAGCAAUGGUAUCUGAUGAAAAUAAACAGAGAGACUUAAUCACAGAGGACGAGGAGGAAGAUUUUCUUGACGAAGCUAGCAUAAACGGCUAUGGAUCGCAAUGUCCAAUCGCGUUACGCCUUACCGCGUGUAUUUUACUUCUGGAGGUGACAGCAUUCCUAAGAGAAACUUAUCAAACGUUGCCGAAAUUUAAUAAACUGCUUACGAAGGAACGUCCACUACCGUGGGAAAGAAUGUAUAGCAGGGAAGCGAAUCGAAGAUGGAGCAUGGCGCUUUCAUCGAUGGGCCAUUCACAAACGUCGGCCCAGAGCCUUCAAUCGAUCGUAGGUGAUCGGGAAGUGGCUCCGGAACGCAAGAUCAGUUUUGUCCUUUAUGAGCCUGACAAUGAGUCAGAAGGUAGUAGUAAAUCAACUGUUACAAUUCAAGGGGAAGAUUUUCAAAGUGCCGAAAAAGAGAAGGCGAAACGCGUGCAACCACCGCAAAGUCGGCCACUACUUCUUCGUCGUGGUACCGCUGAGAACGCGACUGGUUCGUUUAAGAAAAGGAGUUUGAAACUUCGACGCGGUACUAAAGAAGGGAAAGAGACCGAGUGCGAGGCUUAUACGGUGAAACGAGCGGAUUCGAUACAGUCAAAGAGGAAAGUGAGUUCGUUGUCGGACAGAAGCGACACGUCAGAGCCCGGUUUCGGGGGCGAGAUUAGCGGGGAAGAGUCUCCUGGAAUUCUGAUCGACGACCAACCACCCGAGAGCCCGAGCGACAGUAACGAAACCGACGAGACGAAUAAAAAUUUCCCAUGGAUGAAAGUGUUGGCCCAGUUCGCCAACUCGUUCAACUUUUACUGCUCCCAUCAGAAUUUCUGCCACCCGUAUUGCCACAGGCGGCAAAUGCGCGCGUGCAGCAGAUUGAUCAAAUCCAUAAGGAAAAUCUACGGAGAGGAGUUUGGUAUAUUGAACGGGACAGGGAUAUUCGACUUGGACACGGAUAAGAAGGAGGCGAGUAAAAAGGAGAAGCGGAGCCGAAAAGUUUCGGAGCAGGCCAGCACCCAAGUAUCCCCUGUGAGGAGGAAGGACAGCGUAGGGAAGAAGUACAAGGUCGAGAAGAAUAUGGAGGGUUCCCAGUCGGGCAAACUCGCCCAGCGAGACUCGUCUAAAGACCUGGCCGAUCAAGAUUCGGAAAAGGGGAAGGAGUCGUCGAAGAAGUCGAGCAUAGGGGAGGCAGACAAGGAGAAUUCGGCUAUCCUGAAAUACCUAAGGACCCAAGUGAAGGACGUGUUUCACGCGCCGCUCGCUACCCUGGUGAAGGGGGCGGUUGUGAUGACGGAGGAAUUGUUCAUGGACGUUCUGCCGGUCGCUUGGGAACUUCUGCUCGAGGCGAACCAAGAGGUGGCAGCUUCGGCUGCGUCUCUUUUCAUAGUUGCGGCGGUACGCGCUCCGAAUCAGGCCAGCGAGCUGAUGCACCACGGUCUCCGUCACAAUAGCACGAGCGUGCGCAUAAACGCCAUACUGAGGUUCCAAGUGUUGUGGAAGCUGAGAUACCAAGUUUGGCCACGAAUGGAAGAGAGCGCCCACCUGACGUUCAAAGUGCCUCCACCCGGUAUAGAGUUCACGUUGCCAUCGCCGAAAAUCGGCAUCGAGUCGUUGCCUGUUGUGGAUCCACCUUGGAUGCCACAGGUGAAAACGAAGGUGGAGGAGGUGACCAUUAACCAGGAGCAUCAUAGGUCCCUGGUGACGGCAACGAAAACUCGUAAGAAGCAACAAACUGAACUCAUAAAAAAGGCUUUGCAGGCACAAGACGACAAGAAACGUGAAGAAAGGGAAAACUUUUUGAUCACUACCAUACCGAUUACCGUACAGGCAGCAUACGAGCCGAGCCCUGUUGGAGAUGAUCACGAUGAAGGAAAUGUUGGAGACGAAGAUGGUGGCGAAACUAUUCCAAGAAACACGUCUCAUCAUAGCCAAUCUGCGCCUUCGUUAUUCCCUUCUUCCUUAUGCUCUGCCAUUGUACAAAUAAUUCACCUACUUGACGAUGCCGCUGUCUCAGAUGAUGGAAGCGCUGUCUACGAAGUUGCAUAUCAAGUGAUUUGGAAUUGCUUGGUAGAGGACAGUGCAUUGUUCCUGCGUUACGUGUUGGAACGUCUCACAAGAGAGAAGCAGGAAUUGAUGUUUAAAAUUUUGAGGCAUCUAAUUCGAUUCGUGCCAAAAUUGCCUCAGCAAGCCGCUUUUGCACUGUACAAUUAUAUCAUCGGAUACGUAAUGUUUUAUGCCCGUUCCCCGCACGAGGAAGGACAGAAGUUGAUUGGAACUGCGCUCUCUAUAUUAUGGAUGGUUGUGCACAGUGUGCACGGAAUCAUGUUCAAAGAUUUGAAACAAAUAUUACGAAAGGAGCAGUGUGACGCCUCCAUUUUAUUAACCGCGAACGUUCCAUCUGCAAAGAGGAUCGUAGUCCACGGUCCUCAAGAUCCGGAUGCGGGAGGGAUUCCUUCCCAGUUUCCGGUCCAAGAAGACACGCAAUUUUGCCAGAUACUUCGAGAAUCGUUGGACUUUUUUGGCAUCGAGGAAUCGAAACACAAAGAGUACUUCCUUGUUGACUACAAAACACAUCAAAUUCGAAAUUCUUCGUCCUACGUUCGAGAUUACUACUUCUUUAAGGGUAGAUCCCAAUUUUCGGAAAUCGAACUAGUUCACAUGAAACCGGAGGACGCGUUCAACGCUUUGCAACGUCAAGAAUUGGUCCACAAGUUCGUGGAAAUUGGCAAGGUUUUGUUAACGUGGGCUAUAUUGAAAAACGUCGAUAUGGUGGUGCAAAGAGUAGUUUUCCUUCACGAGGAAUUGAUGAAGCUACCUUCUUUUCCAAGAAGAGCUCUGGAAGCAGAUUUGGAUUUGUACAAAGGUGGCGAAAUUGGUAGGGAGCUUCUUGGCCUGGACGUAAUGCACAAGUUUAUGUGGGUGAAGCUGAUUGCGAGGAUGUUCGAAGCGAUGGCGGGGAAUUUCGCCUAUUCAGGGGACAUUCAUCUGUUUCUAAAUGUUUUAAACGGCGCGGUGAUUCUUCACAGCGAGGAUUCCUGCAUUUUGCGUUAUGUGAUCGCCACAUACAUAAACGCUGCCCACAAUUUUAAGAACAUAUUUUCCACGAAUGGCUAUUUGCUAAUUAUGCCAACGUUGCUGCAAUUAUAUUCCACCCAUCAGACCAACAAAUUGGUUACAACUACUGUCGAGUACGCUGUUAAACAGUUCUAUCUCAUGAACAGAAAACCGUUUAUCCUUCAAAUGUUCGGCAGCGUUUCCACCAUAUUGGACACGGAUGAGACCAGCAUCCAUGGAGAGGCGCACAAGGUUCCCUCUACGUGCCUAUUUAAUUUACUGUUGAGUCUGGAAACUCCAUCGCCUGAUCCUUUGAACAUAGAUGAAUUGGUGAAAGAGGAAAAGCCUUUGAAAGCCAUUGAUUUUUGUUAUCACGACGAGAACGAAAUGGUUACCGUGUUAGAUUGCAUAUCUCUGUGUGUAAUGGUGAUAGCUUACGCGCCCGAUUCUGUCAGAGGUCAACAAAUGUUGAUUAUUCUGGAAGCGAUACUGCCUUGCUACGUUCAACAAAUACAAUCCCCUACUUACAACAAGGAAGGGAAAACCGAGAAGGAAAUAAUACAUCAAUUGGCAGUGGCUGUGAAAACUUUAGUGAAUAAUUCUGAGGCGUUAACAAAAUAUUACAACGGGCCGCAAAAAUCGAGUCCGGAGCACAAAGGUUCUAGUCAACGAAAUUAUGGCAAGGGACCGUAUUCCCCUGGCUUCGACUUCGAGGAUGAAACCCAUACUUCCAAGUACAUAGAACAUUCCAGAGUUCGAACCUUCUACGAUCGAGACAAUGACGAUGCCGAAAGUUGUCAUAAAAAUGAGUUUCGUCGACCGCGUGACACUUUAUUGAACAUGGUAGGGGAUUUCGUGGCUCGAUGCUCGAUGCGUUUGGUGGAAUUGAAUAAAAAGUCUCAGGAUGGGAAGACGAUCGAAUUGCUGGAUCCCAAAUGUCACAUACGAUUAGCGGACAUUGCACACAGUCUUUUGAAAAUAUCUCCAUAUGAUGCAAGCACGAUGGGUUGUCGCGGUCUAAGAAGAUAUAUGAACGAUAUUUUACCUUCGACCGAUUGGUCAAGCGACGAUAUGAAACCAGCAUUGACGAAUAUUUUGCGAAGAUUGGAUAAAACUUUCAGUAAAAUACAUAAGAAAGCUUCUAUCAGAAGAAAUACCGAUUGGACAGCCGCCAGUGACCUCCUGAAGGGAGUUUACGAAACGUUGGUCAAAUGUCCUUACAUCGCGCAUUUUCAAUAUUUGAAAGCGCUACUAACUACGUGCCAGUCACUAAUCAUCGGAGAUACCCCACCAGAGGAUAUGACAUCAGCUUCCUCGGCCGCCUUAAUGAGCAAAAUACCUCCACAGCAUUUUUGCUCGACCGUGCUCCGACUGAUAGCGCUGUACGUCAUUUCUCUCGGAGAAGGAUACUUGCACGCCAUGUUCGCCACUCAAACUCGAAUCGAGAAUAUGCUUCUUAAUUUGUUGAUACCUUUAUUUUUGCGUGUGGGAACUGGAAGGAAAGAUGUACCAAAAUUGAGACAGUCCGAUAUAAAUUUUGCAUUAACCGCAGUAUUAAACACUUUAUGGCCACCAACUACGAAAACGGUACCAAUAACUGCACAAAAUUUAAAGACAACGACAGAUAUGAGAACGAGUAGUUUAACAUUUGUAGCGAGAGAUUCGAAGACUUUAACCAAAACAUCAUUGACUUUAUAUCAAGUUGCUUUUUUAGCAUUGAAGAUAAUGACGAUAUGUUUCGAAACCGAACUGAAGACCGAAUGGCCAAAAAUCUUACGUACAAUGCGUUUAUUGAACAAGCGAAACGAAGCUUCCAUGUAUCUAUGGAAUUUUAUAGAAUUCGUAGUUACUCAUCGUACCGCGUUGUACAUUCAAAUGUUACCUUUCAUCGUCCACAAGAUCGGUCAGGCACCAAUCUCGGAACACGAGAGGAACAUGCAAACUACUAUACGAACAAAGAUCAAUGGGGAUACCAAAAGCGUGCCAAAAUCGCGUGGAAGUCUGCUCACCGAUCUUAUACACGAGUUGAGGAAACUAAAGGAAGAGAUAGAAGAUCGAAAAUUCGACGAAACACAAUCAGAACCAAAGAGGAGUGUCGUAGAUAUGCAUUGUGCGACGGAAGGUCAGUCUCGAACACAGAGAUUAUCGUUAAUCGAUCUUCUGACCGGGGAUCUUGGAUCCAGAAGUCAUAUGAAUCAUCAGUCGAAUUCGAGCAGUACUAUUAAAACAACGCAACCGAGUCAAGUGUCAGCGCCACCAAAUGGUAUACAAACUGCACAUGGAUCGAGCACAAGCGGAGGUUCCUCCACUCUUCGUGAAGCUUGCGAUGGCGCCACUGAGCAGCAAGCAGAACAACAAGCACCAACAGAUAGAUCCCAACCAUCUUCUACUAGCGAUGAACGUAACCAUGUAAAGCCUCAUCCUAUAUUAACUCAUCAAAAGGCGCCAAAACUGCGCUUUCUCUCUUCUGUAGAGUUUAGGCACUCAUCAGGGGAAACUGUGACGAGCCAACUCAGCCCAACCAGUCCAAACGAAGACAGUUCAGGCGAAUCCCGCCCAGACAAACCUCGAUUACAACGCUCUAUGGGUCAAAGCAAGAAGACUUUCCGAUUGAGAAAGAGUCGAAGAAGUCACGUAGAAGCAGUGCAAGUGAAAUCAGAACAAAGUAACAAUGUAUCACAACCGCAAACUUCUCAACCAUCGAUACUAACGCCACCUACGCCAAUAAUGGAACCGUCGAGCUUCAGUAUCCCUUCCGACUCAUCGUCUAUUCGUUCGAGAAGAAGUUCCUCCAUUCGUCAAUCUGAUUGCGAAAAAGGUGGUAAUCUACUCAACGAUCAACAACUUCACGCAACGCUUCAUUACCAUCAUCACCAUCAUCAUCAUCAUCAUCAUCAUCUUCAUCUCCAAACGUCGGAUGCCUCGUGGGACGAGGAUACAUCCAGUACGUCCGGUUAUCGUGAGUCGUACAGUAUGCAAUUGGUGUCGCUAGAGAGCAGCAACAAUAACACACGUCCAAUUCAAGCACCGCCUUUGGCGUCGCCAGACUUGAACGACAUGCCCUCGACUAGUAGCACUAUGACUCACGUUUUCGAAGGAAGCUCGCCUGAUUGCUCCAUAAAUGGUAGCGGGGGAGAGAAAACCGCUCUGUUAACGGCUAGCCAGAGAACAACCUCUCAACAUUCCCUGCUCAUGGUUUUUCCGAAUCAAGACGAAGACACGUUGAUAUAGGCUUGUUAUGGAUAUCUAUAUAUUAUACACGAGGAGACUGAUUAGAAACAUAACCUCUAAUUGCUAACAAAGUGUCGGUAAUAGGGAGAAGUUGGGUAAAAGUUUGUUUGGUUUCCUUACAUGAAGGAAUAUAUUUUUGUUAUUGUUAAAUUACAUUUUGAAUAGGAUUUUGUAAAAUAUAUGAGAUAUGUUGAACUACACAAAGCAAUGUCAUUUGACUGUAUAUAU